This is a messenger RNA of Scaptodrosophila lebanonensis, 877 nucleotides long. RefSeq names its product serine protease 1-like. NCBI's taxonomy places the organism in Eukaryota, Metazoa, Arthropoda, Insecta, Diptera, Drosophilidae. The record is from RefSeq and is a predicted model, not a curated record. Gene Ontology annotation, biological process: proteolysis. The transcript is spliced from 2 exons. Gene Ontology annotation, molecular function: serine-type endopeptidase activity. Bases 12 to 836 code for a protein of 274 amino acids.
UAUCGAUCAACAUGAAAGUACUCAUAGUUCUUGCUCUCGCUAUUGCCACCGCCUCCGCUGGCGUUCUGACUAAGAGCGAUCCCAUUCACCCCCGUGACUUGCCAGCAACGCCCUCCAUUGAAGGACGUAUUACCAACGGCAAGACUGCCGUAGCUGGCCAGUUCCCCUACCAGGUCGGACUUAGCUUCUCCAGCAGCAGCGGCAGCUGGUGGUGCGGUGGUUCCAUCAUCGCCAACACAUGGGUUCUGACUGCUGCCCACUGCACCCAUGGCUCCACCUCUGUGAAAAUCUACUAUGGCGCCACCCAGCGCACUAGUGCCCAGGUUACCCACACCGUUGCCAGUUCCGGCUAUAUCCAGCACAGCAGCUACAACACUGCCACCCUUGCCAACGACAUCUCCCUGAUCAAGACCCCAUCCGUCACCUUCACCAGCACCAUCAACAAGAUUACACUGCCCUCCAUUGCCAGCUCCUACUCCACCUACGCUGGACAAAAGGCUAUUGCCUCCGGUUGGGGCAAGACUUCCGAUAGUGCAAGCGGUGUCGCCAGCACCCUGCAGUACGAUACUUUCGAUGUUGUGUCCGUUGCCACCUGCCAAGCCACCUAUGGCUCCACCGUUGCCAGCAGCAAGGUUAUCUGCAUUGCUACUCCCAACAAAAUCUCCACCUGCAGCGGCGAUUCCGGCGGCCCCCUGAAGCUGGUCAGCGAUGGCAAGCUCAUCGGUGUUACCUCGUUCGUGGCUAGCGCUGGUUGCGAGUCUGGUCUCCCAGCUGGUUUCACCCGCGUGACCAGCUACUUGGACUGGAUCAAGACCAACGCCGGUGUUUCUUACUAAACGGUCUUUAUUUGAAUUAAAACAAAACUCUUAAUCGAAAA